AAGCAAUCUCUGGCAAUCUCUUAUUUCUGCAAUACACAUCCAAAUACAUCGUACAUAUGUCGUUUCAGUAACACUAUUAUCUUAUAAGGCACUGGAUAUUUCUUUCAACAGGAAUAGUACAUAGUAAGCAAGAAAAUGUCUCUAUGGAUUCAUAUAUUCUUGAUUCAUAUUCUAUAUGCAUUACAUGGAUCAUCAAAUGAUCAAUAUAUCCUAAUAUCAUCAGAUAUAGAAAGUGCUGAAGUAUUUCAACAUGAAAAAGUACAAGCAAGUAAAUAUCUCCCAAAUUGGAGUAGUUUGGACAGUCGACCACUUCCAAGUUGGUACAACGAUGCAAAGUUUGGCAUUUUUAUUCAUUGGGGUGUCUUUAGUGUUCCUAGUUUUGGCUCAGAAUGGUUCUGGAAUAAUUGGCAAGAAGAAAAGACUAGUACCAAGUACCACGAUUUCAUGAAAAACAGAUAUCCGCCAAACUUUACAUAUCAAGACUUUGCUCGUGAUUUUACUACUGAAUUUUUCAAUGCUACUCAGUGGAGUGAAGUAUUUCAAGCAUCAGGCGCAAAAUACAUUGUACUCACAAGUAAACAUCACGAAGGGUACACACUAUGGCCUUCAAAAUAUUCCUUCAGUUGGAAUUCUGUGGAUGUAGGACCACGAAGAGAUCUUAUAGGUGAAUUGGCAAUGGCAAUAAGAAGUACAACUGAUUUGAAAUUUGGCCUGUAUCACUCUUUAUAUGAAUGGUAUAAUCCUCUUUAUCUGCAUGAUAAAAGCAAUAAUUUUACAACGGAUAUUUUUGUUAAGCAAAAAAUAAUACCUGAAAUGCAUGAGUUGGUAGAAGAAUAUAAGCCAGAAGUUAUAUGGUCUGAUGGUGAUUGGGAAGCAUCUGAUAAUUACUGGAAAUCAAAAGAAUUUUUAUCUUGGUUGUACAAUGAAAGUCCUGUAAAGGAUACAGUUGUUACUAAUGAUAGAUGGGGUGCUAAUAUACCAUGUCAUCAUGGUGGAUUUUAUACAUGUACGGAUCGUUAUAACCCUGGAACACUUCAAUCUCAUAAAUGGGAAAACUGCAUGACUGUCGAUAGAAAAUCUUGGGGUUUCCGUAGAGAUGCUUCUUUAUCGGAAUAUUUCACUUUACAAGAAUUAGUAAAGGAGUUAGUAGUUACUGUAAGCUGUGGAGGAAAUUUAUUAAUGAAUAUCGGACCAACGAAAGACGGUAUUAUUUCGCCAAUAUUUGAAGAAAGAUUACGUGGGAUGGGUGAUUGGUUAGCAAUAAAUGGAGAAGCUAUUUAUAAUACUGAACCAUGGGUUGUGCAAAAUGAUACUUUAAGUGGUAGCACUUGGUACACUCAGAAUAAAGAUCACGGCAAAAUCUAUGCACUAAUACUUGAUUGGCCAGAGGAUAGCAGCCUGUAUUUAGAGUCAAUAACGCGUCACAUGAUCACACAUAUUGAGUUGCUUGGAUCUAAUAAACCACUUUAUUGGAAGGAACUAGAUGUUAAAAAAAUAUUUAUACAGAUGCCAGACAGAUUUCAUAAAGGACAACCAGCCUGGACGUUGAAAAUAACAUAG
This is a messenger RNA of Dufourea novaeangliae, 1560 nucleotides long. RefSeq names its product alpha-L-fucosidase (gene Fuca). The coding region runs from base 136 to 1560 and encodes 474 amino acids. Lineage: Eukaryota; Metazoa; Arthropoda; Insecta; Hymenoptera; Halictidae. Gene Ontology annotation, biological process: glycoside catabolic process; fucose metabolic process. The record is from RefSeq and is a predicted model, not a curated record. Gene Ontology annotation, cellular component: lysosome. The transcript is spliced from 8 exons. Gene Ontology annotation, molecular function: alpha-L-fucosidase activity.